AAAAAAGCGAAGAAGCGAGCAGAGCGAAUCAAUUCCAAUGUCUUCUCCAUAUUCGAGCAAGCACAAAUCCAGGAGUUCAAAGAGGCUUUCACUAUUAUGGGUCAAAUCAGAGACAGAUUCAUUGACAAGAAUGACCAGAGGGAUACUUUUACAGCUUCAGGCCGUCUGAACGUCAAGCAAGAGGAGAUUGAUGAGAUGCUGAAGGAAACACCAGGACCCAAUAACUUCACUGUCUUCCUCACCAUGUUUGGAGAGAAGCUUAAAGGUGCAGAUGCAGAGGAAACCAUCCUGAAUGCCUUUAAAGUGUUCGAUCCAAAAGGAAAGGGGACUUUAAAGAAGGAUUUUCUGAAACGGAUGCUAACAACGCAAGCAGACAGAUUUUCCCCAGAGGAGAUGGAGCAGAUGUUUAGUGCUUUCGCUUCAGAUGCUGCAGGUAAUCUGGACUAUAAGAACCAGGUCUACAUUUUCACACAUGGAGAGGAGAAAGAACAAGAGUACAUAGGUUGCGUAACGGCGUGUGACGUCAGAGCAGUCACAAGACUUCAGCAGUUCAUGAACCGCAGCGAUACGCGAGCGCGCACAACGAUGGUGCUCUAUGCGAGAAGAAAGUUUUAUAGAAACCGGAUCUACCUGGAUAUUCUGAAUCACACCUAA
Myxocyprinus asiaticus (Chinese sucker) is the source of this 654-nucleotide messenger RNA. RefSeq names its product myosin regulatory light chain 2, ventricular/cardiac muscle isoform-like. The transcript has 7 exons. Gene Ontology annotation, cellular component: cytoplasm; myofibril. NCBI's taxonomy places the organism in Eukaryota, Metazoa, Chordata, Actinopteri, Cypriniformes, Catostomidae. Gene Ontology annotation, molecular function: calcium ion binding. The coding region runs from base 97 to 654 and encodes 185 amino acids. The record is from RefSeq and is a predicted model, not a curated record. Gene Ontology annotation, biological process: muscle cell fate specification; heart development; cardiac muscle contraction.